CGCACACAUCACUACACCUAACUGUCAAAGCCAAAUCCGAACUCUCUCUUUCAUCCGCUAAUUCUCCACUAUGGCUAGCAAAAAAGAAGUCAUCAACUCCUCUUCAAUCCCCACCCCCUUCCCCGUAAUGCCUUUUUCGGCUGCCGUGAAAUACAAUGGUAUGGUAUACCUUUCCGGAAACAUCGGCAUGGAUCCGAAAACGAAUGAACUCGUUGACGGAGAUAUUAAAGAUCGAACUAGAAUGAUAAUGACCAUCAUAACGAAUGUGCUCAAGGAUUCGGGUUCAAGUAUAGAAAAUGUGGUCAAGUGCAAUGUGUAUCUGAAGGAUAUGAAAGAUUUUGCGGCUAUGAAUGAGGCGUAUUUGGAGUUUUUUCCCAAGCCAGAGGAGAGACCUGCAAGAACAUGUAUUCAGGUUGCGGGUCUGCCGUUGGGGACGGAUGUUGAGAUUGAGUGCAUAGCGCAUUUGUAGGUUUUCAGGAAAGGGGAAGUGAAGAGGAGAAAGAGGGGUUAUUCUGCAGAGAGCAUCCCUUGCAUAAUUCAAG
Messenger RNA from Lindgomyces ingoldianus, 542 nucleotides. Its product is annotated as Endoribonuclease L-PSP. Gene Ontology annotation, cellular component: mitochondrion; cytosol. Bases 71 to 469 code for a protein of 132 amino acids. The transcript has 3 exons. Lineage: Eukaryota; Fungi; Ascomycota; Dothideomycetes; Pleosporales; Lindgomycetaceae. Gene Ontology annotation, molecular function: deaminase activity. The record is from RefSeq and is a predicted model, not a curated record.